UAAAGCUAAAAGAAAUCAAAUUUAGUAAACAAGCAUAUACAACUAUACAAGUACAUAAUACUCCGUAGCAUGCAAUAUAUUUUUGUAUUUUUUGUCUAAUAUGGGAAUUGAAUGGUGAUUGAGUCAUUGACUAUGUCAAAGAUGUUAAACUAUUGAUUUAAAAAAUAAAAUGUUAGAAGAUUGUAUUCAUUGACAACCCUUAACCAUCAUAUAUUUGCUAAUUAAAUCCCAAACAUAGUUCACAAGAUUUCUAUCUAAAAAAAGCCAUCAUCAACCCAAAAAAAUUGGCUAAAAUUUUGGACAUUUGCCUUAGUUUACCAUUACCAUUCAUCAAAAAUACACAAAACAACAACGAACCAACAUUUCUCAAAGCAAAAAACACCUCCGAUUUUCAAGAGUGAGAAGAAAAGAAAAAAAAAAAACAGCAAAAAUCUCCUUUUACUUUGAUGUUUUUGAACAACUUUCCUAGAAUUUCUCUUGCUUUUGUUCUGUUUUUUUUCUCCUAGUCUACCCCUUUACACCCUCCUGGGUUAGGAGGAAUGAUGUUGGACAAGAAAAAAAAACCACUUACCCUUCAUUCCUCCACCCAAACAUCCUUACCAAUCUCUUCUAUGACAAUAUUCGCGCUCCUCCCCCUCGUUCUUCUCCUCUCCCUUCCCAUCUCCACCCUCGCGACCCCUGCAACUACCUUCAGCCCAAAAGAUAACUUCUACAUUGCUUGUGGAAGCAACGAAAAGAUAAGCACCUCUGAUGGAAAAACGUAUGAAUCUGACCAAGAUGCUCAUGGGUUCCUUUCGGCGGAGGACAAAUACCUUGUUUCUGACCCUAAUGCAAAUGUACCUUCUAAGAUAUAUUCUUCUGCUAGAGUUUUCUUAAAGGAUGCAACCUACACGUUUACAUUGCAGGACUCGGGUUGGCAUUGGGUUCGCCUUCAUUUCCUCCCUAUUAAGACCGAUGUUUUCAAGCUUGAGUCGGCUAGUUUUAAUGUUUAUACCAAUGAAGUCACCCUUCUUCAUAGUUUUAGUGCCACCAAUCUCACAAUGAAGGAGUAUCUCAUCCAUGUUAAGUCCCAAAGGUUUUCUAUUAGGUUUGAGCCUCAGAAAAACUCGGCUGCUUUCAUCAAUGCCAUUGAGGUGUCUACCGCGCCAGAUAAGUUGAUUGGUGAUUCAGGCCAAUCUUUGUCUCCGGUGGGUCAGUUUAAUGGUCUGAGUCAUAGCUCACUCGAAACCAUGUAUCGAGUCAAUGUAGGUGGAAGCCUAAUAACAGCUGAUAAUGACACCCUUGGUAGAACAUGGGUCCAAGAUGAUGGGUAUAUCAAGAACAAAAAUAUGGCUAAAGAUGUCAAUGUUCAAACCAAUAUCAUCAAGUACCCUGACGGAGUCACCCCUUACAUAGCGCCGCAAACGGUGUAUGCCUCUGCAGCUGAAAUGGCUGAUGCUAACACCAUGGAGCAGAGCUUCAACGUUUCGUGGGAGUUUCCGGUUGAGAAGUCUUACGAUUACUUAGUAAGGCUACAUUUUUGUGACAUUGUUAGUACAGCCCUUAAUGACUUGUAUUUCAAUGUCUACAUUAAUGGGAAACCAGCUAUUUCUGCGUUGGAUUUAUCUUCAAUUACGGGUAAAUUAGCCACCCCAAACUUCCAAGACAUUGUUGUUGAUUCUUCUUUGGUAGAUCAAGAUAAAGUCUCGGUUCAAAUUGGACCGUCAACACUUGAUUCCGGUGCUAAAAACGCUAUCCUCAAUGGGGUCGAGGUGUUCAAGAUGAACAACACGGUAAGUAGUUUGGAUGGGGAGUUUGGUCCGGAUGGAAAAGCUGCUACGGAUGGCAAACAUAAGAAAACAGUUGCUGCAGUCGGGUUUGCUAUGAUGUUUGGAGCGUUUGUCGGGUUGGGAGCGAUGGUGAUCAAGUGGCAUAAGAGGCCUCAGGAUUGGCAAAGGAGAAACAGCUUCUCCUCCUGGCUACUUCCUCUUCAUGCAGGGGACUCAACUGUCUUUGGUAAGAGUAAUUAUGGGUCUAAUAAAAGUAGUAUCUUCACCACUGGUGGCCUUGGCCGUAGGUUCACCUUCGACGAGAUCAAGGAAUCCACCAAAAACUUUGCAGCCAGUGGUGUCAUUGGUGUUGGUGGAUUUGGUAAUGUCUACAUUGGAACGUUGGAUGGCACCCAGGUAGCAGUCAAGCGAGGCAACCCUCAUUCAGAGCAGGGUAUCAACGAAUUCAUGACCGAAAUACAGAUGCUGUCCAAGCUUCGCCACAAGCAUUUGGUGUCUUUGAUAGGGUAUUGUGAUGAGAAUAGUGAGAUGAUCCUGGUGUACGAGUACAUGUCCAAUGGACCUUUACGCGACCACCUCUAUGGAAAGAACUUGCCUCCAUUAUCUUGGAAGCAAAGACUCGAGAUCAGCAUUGGAGCAGCUCGUGGACUACACUACCUCCACACAGGAUCUGCCCAAGGAAUCAUCCACAGAGAUGUCAAGACAACAAACAUUCUCCUUGACGAAAACUUUGUCGCAAAGAUGGCAGACUUCGGACUAUCCAAGGAUGGUCCAGGCCAACAAGCAGACCAUGUCAGCACAGCAGUAAAGGGUAGUUUCGGGUAUCUUGAUCCAGAGUAUUUCAGGAAACAGCAGCUUACUGACAAGUCAGAUGUGUACUCAUUCGGAGUAGUCUUGCUCGAGGUUUUAUGUGCUCGUCCUGCCAUCAACCCGGCCCUAUCUAGAGAACAAGUGAACCUUGCAGAAUGGGCAAUGAAUUGCAAGAGGAAGGGAAUGCUGGAAAAAAUCCUCGAUCCUGUCUUAGUUGGAUCGAUAAACCCAGAAUCGAUGAAGAAAUUUGCUGAGGCAGCUGAGAAAUGUUUGGCUGAGUAUGGGUGUGACAGGCCUACAAUGGGUGAUGUGCUAUGGAACCUGGAGUACGCGUUGCAAAUUCAAGAGGCAUCGGCGCAAGGAAAGACAGAAGAUGCUUCUACAAACCUAAACUCUACUGCAGCUUCUGCACCUGUGGCAGUGGAACCAAACGCUAUCAUUCCUGAGCAGACACAAGCCAUCGAUGAACGAUCUGGAACUGCUCUACUUGCCCAAUUUAGCAACCUCAGUGGAAGAUGAAAAACAAAAUUAAGAAAAAAAUCUAUUAAUUUUUGGAAAAUUGCAAAUCAAUGCUCAUAAACAGAUGCUUUCAAUGGUGAUAAUGGAGGUGGCUUUGUUUUUUCGCUGUGUUUUCUCAGUAUGUCAAAACAAUUCAAUGGUGUUAUUUAGUGAUGUUAUAGCAUGUUCUUGUCUAGAAUGAUUAUUUCUCUCAAGCUCUGGCGCGCAGUGUAAACUUACUUGCAGAUAAUAACUUAUUAAUGUUUGUGUUGUCUUCAUAAAUUCAUGUAUAUAUAUGUCAGAGAUGAGAGGCAAUAGAAAUUUUUUUACUUAGAAGAUUUCCAUGUAAACUAGUAGUAUCAUUUUUUCAACUGAAUUUACUUUUUGAUUUCUUAAUACUACUUAGGUAAUUACUUCAGAUAGAUUAAAUCAGUACAGCAACUCUAAUAAUAAAACUGUCCAUAUUGCAAAACUUCAAUUAGAAUUCAAAAAUCGCACAUCCACCACUUAAUUUGAAAAGAUGCACAAUAAUAGACAUGAAGUACAAAGUAGAACACUUAUAGCUUAUCAGAUUUAAGUGAUUUAUGAUUGCUGUGAGUUUCUGUGAAAGAUUAUGUCAUUUCAGACGGUAUACAUCAUAAUUAUAUCCUUAUGUUCUUUUACGAAAAUACAAAAAAAAAUUGUAAGAUUACAGCUUGAGUACCGUAUACCAUACCAGCGUUUGAUCUAUUGGUCCAAUGUCAGUUUAUAGUCAUACUUAACGAACAAAAUCUAAAACCUUGAGGCAUUUUGAUCUAUUGGACCAAUAUCAGUUUAAAGUCAGAAUAGCUAAUUAAUUAACUUAAUACAUUACAAGUAUAUACUCGAAUACAUACUAAUUGAAGAUUUCUUACUUACCGGCCAAUAGAGUUAUUUGGAUGUGGAUGUGUGUGUAUUGCUCGAUCUAAGACAUGAACUAAAGAAUAAGCGACUAUGCAACAAGUGCAAGGAGGUGUACGGAUGAGGAUCAGGAAAUUGAAUUUUUCACAAGGGAGUAAAGAAGGAUUUGGAUGCCAAGGCUAAAUGGCUAAUGACACUAUGGCACCUUAAAUUGCUAAUUUAAUAACGCAAAUUAUAUGCUACUCCUGGAGUACCAUGAGUACCAUGUGCAUGACUGCAUGGUACUCCAGAUUUAUAAAAUUUAUGUUAUUUUAAUAUGAACUUCUUGUUAUUUCAAUUUAUAUAUGUGUUAUUUUAUAUUGUAUGUUUUUUUUCAACAUUGAUCCUUUCGCUGUACUCAGAUUUAUAAAAUUCAUGUUAUUUUGAUGUGAACUGUUUAUUAUUUC
Molecule: messenger RNA, 4402 nt
Organism: Chenopodium quinoa (quinoa)
Lineage: Eukaryota; Viridiplantae; Streptophyta; Magnoliopsida; Caryophyllales; Amaranthaceae
Product: probable receptor-like protein kinase At4g39110
Exons: 2
Coding region: 540-3098 (852 amino acids)
Biological process (GO): protein autophosphorylation
Cellular component (GO): plasma membrane; plasmodesma
Molecular function (GO): ATP binding; transmembrane receptor protein tyrosine kinase activity
Source: RefSeq, a predicted model, not a curated record